AAAGCCUUUGGUUGUGAUGUGGGGCUUCAGUGGAACCUUUGCUGCCACUGACAGAAGAGGGAAAAGGAGCAGAGAUGGGCUAUCAGUUCUACUUCUCCGCUGAAACAUGGACUCUCCUGGUCGCCUUUAUCACACUAUUAUUUGUGUAUGCUUUGUGGCCAUAUAACACCUUUAAGAAAAUGGGCAUCCCUGGUCCCAAACCAGUCCCUUUUUUUGGCACUAUGCUGGCAUAUAGAAAGGGGUUCAUAACCUUCGAUGAAAACUGCUUUAAGAAGUAUGGGAAAACGUGGGGCAUUUUUGAUGGCCGUCAGCCCGUACUAUGUAUGACAGAUCCUGCCAUGAUUAAAGCUGUUCUAGUAAAGGAGUGUUACUCUCUCUUCACCAACCGCAGAAACUUCUAUCUGAAUGGACCCCUGUAUGAUGCUGUGACUGUCGCUGAGGAUGAGCAGUGGAGGAGGAUCCGCAGCAUUCUCUCUCCUUCCUUCACUUCAGGGAGACUGAAAGAGAUGUUUGACAUCAUGAAGCACCACUCUGCUAACCUGAUCAGUGGCAUGAAAAAGAAAGCCGAUAAGGAUGAACCCUUAGAGCUGAAGGAGUUCUUUGGACCCUACAGUAUGGAUGUAGUAACCAGCACAGCUUUCAGUGUCGACAUCGACUCGCUUAACAACCCCUCAGACCCGUUCGUCUCUAACAUCAAGAAGAUGCUGAAGUUUGACCUUUUCAGCCCACUCUUCCUCAUUAUUGCUUUCUUUCCUUUUAUGGGCCCGGUAUUCCAAAAAUUGGAGUAUUCCUUUUUCCCCACAUCUGUAACUGACUUCUUUUAUGCUGCGCUGCAAAAGAUUAAGACUAACCGAGAGACCACAAAGCAAAAGACUCGAGUGGAUUUCCUUCAGCUGAUGAUUGACUCUCAGAAGGACAAUGACCCCAGUGGAGCAGUGCAUGAAAAAGGUUUGAGUGAUCAUGAGAUCCUUUCUCAAGCAAUGAUUUUCCUCUUCGCUGGUUAUGAAACAACCAGCAGCUCUCUCACUUUCUUGUCUUACAAUCUGGCCCUAAACCCUCACAUUAUGACGCGGCUGCAGCAGGAGAUCGACUCCACCUUCCCUAACAAGACUCCUGUGGAGUACCAGGCUCUGAUGCAGAUGGAAUAUCUAGACAGCGUCAUCAACGAGUCUCUCCGAUUGUACCCCAUUGCUUCUCGUCUGGAGCGCAUUGCCAAGUCAUCCAUGGAGAUAAAUGGCCUUGUGAUACCAAAAGGGAUGAUUGUUAUGAUACCCACAUGGCCCCUGCACCGGGACCCCGCGAUUUGGCCCGAACCGGAAGAGUUUAAACCUGAGAGGUUCAGUAAGGAAAACAAGGAGCGUAUUGAUCCAUACACGUACAUGCCUUUCGGGGCCGGGCCAAGGAACUGUAUCGGGAUGCGGUUUGCUCUGGUUCUGAUGAAACUAGCAGUGGUGGAGAUCCUCCAGAAGUACAGCUUCUCUGUGUGCAAGGAGACCGAGGUCCCAUUUGAGUUUGAUGUAAUGGGCCUGCUGGCGCCAAAACGGCCCAUCAAACUCAAGCUGGUGCCACGGCCAGAGGCUGCAGUCUCAAACAAACAUGCUGAAAGUUAAUCCUUCAGUUGUUUUGUAAUCAUAUCUUUUAAUGUUGUUUACAGACAAAUGGUAAAAAAGAGACCUUUCCCUUUUCAGUCGUGGAAGGAAAGACAAUUCAAACAACUGCUGUAUAUAGUAACAUUUAUAGGUUAUACUGUAGUACAUUCUCUAUUGAAUUUCUUUGGCAACUUUAGCUUCUACGUUUUCUGUGAAAUCCAAUUAAUACUGCAACAUUUGAACUGCAAAUAAAUCAUAAAGCUGCAUCAAAUAUGUAUUUGAUUAAAUUAAUCUGUAUUGAUUCCUGGGGGAAAUUCACAAGCUACAAAGAAGUUCUUCCACCACCUUCAUUAAAAAAAAAAAGAAGUUGUUAUCCUU
Messenger RNA from Labrus bergylta (ballan wrasse), 1967 nucleotides. Its product is annotated as cytochrome P450 3A40. Lineage: Eukaryota; Metazoa; Chordata; Actinopteri; Labriformes; Labridae. The record is from RefSeq and is a predicted model, not a curated record. Gene Ontology annotation, molecular function: iron ion binding; heme binding; steroid hydroxylase activity.